Merops nubicus (carmine bee-eater) is the source of this 1815-nucleotide messenger RNA. Its product is annotated as PH and SEC7 domain-containing protein 2-like. Gene Ontology annotation, biological process: regulation of ARF protein signal transduction. Gene Ontology annotation, molecular function: guanyl-nucleotide exchange factor activity. The transcript has 10 exons. The annotation marks the transcript as partial. NCBI's taxonomy places the organism in Eukaryota, Metazoa, Chordata, Aves, Coraciiformes, Meropidae. The record is from RefSeq and is a predicted model, not a curated record.
AUGAGCGGGAAGAGCCCCUUGUCGCGGUCUGCCGCACACCCCUGCGAGCUGCAUUCCUCGGGCUCACAGCCCGCCACGCUGGCCUGCAGCGAUGGGGACGAGCCGCCCAGCCAGGCUCCGGAGCCUGCCAGCCCCUGGGACCAUGCUCAGCCUUCCCGAGGAGCAGAGGGGGAGCGUGAGGACCAGGGGGACGAACAUCUGGAAGCGGUGACGGAGCUGGGGGAGAGGCAGAGUGAGCAGGGACUGGGGACAGACGUCGCCGGUGACAGUGGCCGUGAGGACGGGACGGUGCUGGCCAACGGUGUGGACGUGGGACUGGAGCAGGGAGACGGUGGCGUGCCCAGCCCAAGCAACACAUGUUCUGGGGAGAGGGGCUCCCCCAGACACGAGAGAUCUAGAGAGGCCCUCAGCAAGGAGCGGUUGCAAAGCAUCCUGGGGUCUUCAGAAGCUCUAAGUGCUGACGAGCCAGAGGAGCAGCUCGGAUUUGCUUCUGGAGAUGCCGAGCUGAGCUGCAGUGCGGAUGACAAGGAACAUUUUCAAUUCAAAGACAUCAGGGAUGGGUUCAGCUCGACCUUUGAGAAGAUCGUUGAGUCUGACCUUAUGAAGGGUACAUACUACAGCAGCUUGGACUCUUUGGACGUCCUCUCUCUGACAGAUGAGACAGACAGCUGUGUCAGUUUUGAGGCCCCACUCACCCCACUGAUCCAGCAAAGGGUCAAGGAAAGCCCGGAGCUCUUGGAGCAGAAACUAGUAGCCCAGCAGAGAGAAGCCCUUCACCACAUGGCAGCUGAUAAACAAGAGCAGGCAGCAGAAAAGCCAGCAGAGGGAGAUUUUGGGAGCCCUCUUAGGCAUUCAAUUACCAGCAGCAGGUCAGAGAAUGUGCUGAGCCGGUUGUCCUUGAAGAGUAUCCCAAAUGGGUUCCACGUGGAAGGAUCAGAGGAAGAUGCCACCAAGAUCAUUAACUCCAUCAGUGACGCCAGCUUGAAAGACACUCUGUCAGACUCUGACUCCGACAUGGGCAGCACGGAGCAGCUCAACCAGGGCAGCACAGACACCUUGGCAAACGGCUGCAGGGCAGAUAGCGAGGCUGCCAAGAGGCUGGCCAAGCGCCUCUACAACCUCGAAGGGUUCAAGCGCUGUGACGUGGCGCGCCAGCUCGGGAAAAAUAACGAAUUUAGCAAGUUGGUAGCAGAGGAGUAUCUCAGCUUCUUUGACUUCACUGGCCUGACCCUUGACAAAGCACUCAGGACAUUCUUGAAAGCGUUCCCGCUGAUGGGAGAGACACAGGAGCGGGAGCGGGUGCUGAUCCAUUUCUCCCGGCGGUACUGCCAGUGCAACCCAGAAGAGAGCACGUCCGAAGAUGGGAUUCAUACACUCACCUGUGCGCUGAUGCUGCUAAACACAGACCUUCAUGGCCAUAAUAUUGGCAAAAAGAUGUCGUGUCAACAGUUCAUAGCAAACCUGGAUGGACUGAACGAUGGGAAGGACUUUGCAAAGGAUUUGUUGAAGACACUGUAUAACUCCAUCAAGAAUGAGAAGCUAGAGUGGGCCAUUGAUGAGGACGAGUUGAGGAAAUCUCUCUCAGAGCUGGUAGACGACAAAUUCGGAGCCAGUGCGAAGAAAGUGACAAGGAUUGUUGACAGCAGCAACCCCUUCCUGGACAUCCCCCAAGCACUGAAUGCAGUGACCUACAAGCAUGGUGUCCUCACGCGUAAAACCCACGCAGACAUGGAUGGGAAGAGAACUCCCAGAGGAAGGAGGGGUUGGAAGAAAUUUUAUGCUGUGCUUAAAGGGACCGUCCUUUAUUUACAAAAG